Crotalus tigris (Tiger rattlesnake) is the source of this 7150-nucleotide messenger RNA. It is a transcript of the gene CREB5, whose product is annotated as cAMP responsive element binding protein 5. The record is from RefSeq and is a predicted model, not a curated record. Gene Ontology annotation, biological process: regulation of transcription by RNA polymerase II. Gene Ontology annotation, molecular function: DNA-binding transcription factor activity, RNA polymerase II-specific; cAMP response element binding. The transcript is spliced from 14 exons. Bases 358 to 1929 code for a protein of 523 amino acids. Lineage: Eukaryota; Metazoa; Chordata; Lepidosauria; Squamata; Viperidae.
CUUCACUCAGACUGCUGGUCCCUUUCCUUCUUACACUUGUUGGCGGACGUCUCUUCCCCGCCUCAAGUUUUACCCUGGGAAUGAGAAGACUCUAGGGGGAAUACCUGCUUAACUAAACUUGCCACUAGCAUUCUUGAAACUCAGCCGCAUGGGGCGAUCGUAGGAUUCGGGGUCUUGGACAGGAUGGAAGAUCGAAAGGAGAUACGUGUCUCCAGUCGCCGGCGCUCUAAGGAGGUGAUAAAUCAGUCACCUUGAGCCAAGACGAAAGAACAUUUGACCCUUUGCUAAGCGUCUUACCCUGGAGUAACUAACUCAUCUAUACUGCAUUCAUAUUAAGAGAUUUAUGAAGAAUCAAAAAUGAAUUUGGAACAAGAGAGGCCUUUUGUCUGCAGUGCCCCAGGCUGUUCACAGCGCUUUCCAACAGAGGACCAUCUGAUGAUCCACAGUCACAAGCAUGAAAUGACUUUGAAGUUUCCUUCGCUAAAAACAGACAACAUGUUAUCAGACCAAACUCCAACACCAACCCGGUUUUUAAAAAACUGUGAGGAAGUGGGACUCUUCAGUGAGAUAGACUGCAGCUUAGAGCAGGAGUUUAGAAAGGCACAAGAAGAAGACAACAAUAAAACGAGGAGAAGAAAAAAAAUCAUCGAAAUUCUUAAGGAAGGAAUGGAAAGUCCCUGUACUUAUCUUAAUAACAAGAUGGCUCUGAAUAUUCCAAUGCAUAAUAGUGUGGGAGAUGCUAUGACAGAAGCGGGGGUGCACCAGCUCUCUAAUCCCAGGAUGCCAAAUCAUGACACCAGCAUUGUGAUUCAACAAGCCAUGCCGUCACCACAAUCAAGUUCAGUCAUAACACAAGCACCUUCAACAAAUCGGCAGAUUGGGCCUGUCCCAGGCUCCUUAUCUUCACUGCUACACCUGCACAAUCGUCAACGACAACCCAUGCCUGCUUCUAUGCCUGGGACUUUACCUAAUCCUACAAUGCCUGGAUCCUCCGCUGUCUUGAUGCCUAUGGAAAGACAAAUGUCUAUGAACUCAAAUAUCAUGGGAAUGCAAAGUCCAAAUCUCAGUAAUCCAUGUGCUUCACCUCAAGUUGCUCCAAUGCAUUCAGAAGCUAAAAUGAGGUUGAAAGCAGCUUUGACUCAUAUUCCUGCGGGCAUCUCCAAUGGAAAUAUGAACACCGUGGGUCAUAUGAUGGAAAUGAUGAGUUCUCGACAAGACCAACCAGCCCACCAUCAUAUGCACUCACAUCCACAUCAACACCAGACCCUUCCACCCCAUCAUCCGUACCCCCAUCAGCAUCAGCACCCAGUACACCAUCCUCAUCCUCAUCACCAGCACCAGCACCAUCAUUCUCAUUCACAUCUUCAGGCACACCCAGCACAUCAUCAGACUUCGCCACAUCCGCCACUGCAUACAGAUGGCCAAGCACAGGUAUCAGCAGCAGCUCAACAAAUGCAAGCCACACAGAGCCUACAACCACCACAGCCCUCUGGCGGUCGUCGAAGACGAGUAGUGGAUGAAGAUCCAGAUGAAAGACGGAGAAAAUUUCUGGAACGAAAUCGAGCAGCUGCCACACGGUGCAGACAGAAGAGGAAAGUUUGGGUGAUGUCACUGGAAAAGAAAGCAGAAGAACUCACCCAGACAAAUAUGCAACUUCAGAAUGAGGUUUCCAUGUUGAAAAAUGAGGUAGCACAGCUGAAACAGUUGCUGUUAACUCAUAAAGACUGUCCCAUAACAGCCAUGCAGAAAGAAUCACAAGGAUACCUAAGUCCUGAAAAUAGUCCUCCUUCUAGUCCAGGUCCAACCUGCUCACAAAAACAAGUCAUUCAGCAGAAUACCAUUACUACUUCCUCUGCCGUCGGUGAUGUUGGAGGCUCCACUCUCAGUCAACUUGCAAGCCAUCAAAAAGACAUGAACCCAGUCCUUUAAAAUUGAGUAAUCAAGCAACUGUGAUGAUAAAUAUGAUGACCUAUCAGGUUUAUUUUCUGUUAAAGGCAUUGCCUUCUCAAGAUUAUUUCUGAUCUGAAGGACUCUUCAGCCCCAAAAGACUUAUGAGCUUGAUUUUUUUAGUUAUUAAACAAUUGUUUAUGCUUAGUAAUAAUAAAGGGAUUUAUGCAAUGAUUAUGCUAUCAGCUUGGGAGAUGCUUGGUGCUUUCUCUAAUUUUCUGGUACCAGUUUCUUCUUUAUUUGUUUGUAACCAAACUGCUUCUGUACAUAGCCAUGGUCCUUCUCAUCAUUGCUGGUUGGCACCAUCGAAGCAUCUUAUAACAGUAUCAUUAGCCAAAAACUGAAGCCUAAAAAAUACGAAACAGCCAUACACUUGUUGACAGUGCAAUAAGUACAUGGUUUUUCAGCUCCAUUAAACUCUCAAUCAUACUUGUAACUUUGCAAAUCAUUAUUCUGCUUUGAAAAUGUUUCUAUAUCUGUGGGAGUUACAGCCUAGGGGGUUCUGCGGUCAGAACCUAUUGAAACUGAUUUCAAAACAGUUUAAAAGUAUUCAAUAUUUUAAGUGUCCUUAAAGGAGGAAGUGAACCCAAUUUUUCUCAACCUGUUUUUAGAAAAAGGGUUUAAGUGUGGACAGAAAGGAUGUGCAUGUCUGGAGAUUGUUUUUCAAUAUCAUAAGCCUUUUGCUUACCAAAUAGUUAUGGUUUUUUGCCUACCACCAGGAUAUUUGUGUAAAAAUGAAACAUUCAUGCAAAACAUGAAACCCAUACUUAAAUUGAAUAUAGGUUUUGAGCUUCUGUGGAGUUUUAUGUUUUUUUCCUUUUUGUGAUUUUCCUCUGCACUUUUCAUUUCCCCUUAUAAACCAUGUAGUUGUAAGUCUUCUUUUACAAAGUCUUUAUGGUAUUGCAUACUAAAAUUCUUGCUUUUUGCUGCUUGCACAGUUUCUAUUUAACAUUGAAAAUGCAUUGACAUUGAUGAAAAGCCCUGCAGAUUCACCAGCUAUUUUCUCAGAAGUAUUUACUAGUUCACACUUCUAGCAGCCUCUUCUCCACAGCUGUGUGAGAUUUUUAUUUUCUCUGAAACACUUUUUAUAAUCCUAAUAGGGUGUUUUAAUAAACAGCAAAGGUUGAAAGCAGUUUUACCUCAGGUAAAGCUACUGAUGGUAUCACAGUGCUGGAAGCCUUGUAAAAUUGUUGCUGUAAGAAUCCAUAGCACUGAAAAUAGUAAACAUCACUCUAUAGUACUAUGCUCUUUGUUAGCAAGAAAGUUGCAAGAAUUGUAGAUUGUAAGAUUGUCACCAAAUUGAGUUUACUCAAUAUCUUAAGUCAAUAUGGUUGGUUGGUUGAUUUUGGGUUAACAUUUUCUGUAAACCCAGCCAUUAAGUCUUGUAAGGAAUAAUUUAGCACACAAUAUUGUGUGAACCCAGUUGGUUUGGUUCAUUGAAUAAAUUAUGAUCUUGCAAAUAAAAUAACAAAGGAAACCACAGAGAACAAUCUGCUUGCGCUUAAGUAACUAAAUAAAUUGUGCAGAUCAGUGACACAAUGCCCUGUUAUCACAUGUGUAAGUAAGAGUGGGUAAUAGCACGGGAAAAGCAGAGGAAGGGGACCCUUAUUCUCAUACCCUACCUCUAAUUAGCUUGGGAAAGAGGGUGCUUUAAAAUCAAUAAUUGGGAAAAGGUAUUUCUUAUGAGAUCCUAAUUAGAUCUUCUUUAUGGUAUAAGAUUCAAAGUUUUCACAUUUAACCUUUCCAAAUAAAACCAUUCAAAAAAUUGUUAUACCAACUCAGAAUUCAGAAUUGAAUAAUUUCCUAAAAUUAAAGAUUGUCCAAAACAAAACUUGAGCUACCCUAAAUCUAGAUCACCUGUUUUAAACAAUGGGCUGACUUACUUACAUAGGAAGUUUUCAGUGAUAUUAAGAUGAUGCAGUUCCAAAUAAAAAUUUUCCAAAAGAUAUUUAAAAACCACCCAGCUGAAUUUCAAGUCAUGAAAUUGAUCGUUUUGAAAAGUGAAAUAAUCCUUGAUAAUAAUACCAAGACUAUUUUAUACUUGACCUCAGGUUGAGAAUUGCACUUUGACCAGGAUUAAAUAUCAGAUUAACUGGUUAUUUGCAUAUAUUUUUAAAAUAUUAUGAUAUUUUUUAAAAAAUGCAUUUUAGGAAAACUAAACAAUAUUGUAGCAGCUGGGACCAACUCAAAUAACACUGCUAUUUUUAAUCUAUCUUUCCCUUUUAUAAGAGUUUGCCAAUUAAAACAUUACAGUAUAAUAUUAAUAAGAUGUUAGUAUUUUGUGUAUGCUAACGGAUACAACUGAUACAAACGGAUUUUACAGCAGAAGGAAGGUAUUGGAAAAUACAAGGAAAUGAAUUUUCAGUAGAAAUUAAAUAGGUUUGAAAAUUACUGUGAUUUUUUGGGGGGUCAAAAUUAAGAAGAUAUAAAUAAACAUAUAACUUAAUUGCCCAUUGUAGAUUCCAAUUCUGCUAAAAUUAGUUGUAACAAAGUUGCAUGAAAUCAGUGGAAUCAUGUUUGUUAUAGCACUAUACUCUGACUCCUUUCACAGGAAUAUGCAGCCUAAAUCCCUUGUGAAUUUCAGUUCUGCAGUGAACAAUGGGCUCUUUUCCCAAAUAAAUGUGUCUAUAACUGUGAAUUAAAAUUGCAGAUCUGUAAGCUUUAUAGGUUUGGAUAAGGCUUAAGACCCAUCUGCAAGCAGAGUUUUCUAAAGGAGCUAAAGAAAGUUCCACAAAUAUUCAACUGCCAGAUCUGGGCUAAAAAAGCCAGAUGAACUACCAAAAAAAAAAAAAAAAAAGAAUUAUAAAAAAAAAACCACUAGAAGUCAGCAAAAAGAUAAAGAAAAGAAAUUCACUUUUUUGCAAUGUGGUAGUAGUAUGAUCUUCUAUUUGCAGGGUUUCUUCAUGAAAUGUUUAAAAAUAGAGUUGAACAGGCUGAGUUCAGAAUUUUUUAUGCCUUCAAAAAUCAAACUUCACUAAUAUGCCAACCUGUAAUCUGGCACAGCUAUUGCUAAAAAAUAAAAACCCUUGAACUUAUUCCCACAUAACACUUGUCAUCCCCUUUUUAAUUUAGAAUUGUCCUUAGAGAAGUUAAUAAUUUACUGGUUUACUGGGACUAAAAUGCCAAGACUUAAGGCAGCUUUGGGGUUGUUGUUGGUUUUUUUUUUUUUUUUGUCUUUUACAAACUAGUAAAGUACAAAUAGUUAUAAAGUAUACCUUUUUUAAAAAGAGGCAAUAUAAAUACUGAAAAGUUUAGGGUUCUUUUUUAAAGAAGAACAACGAUAGAAAUAUCAAAAACAUAAGCCUUUUAUUAUAUUACAUUAUUUAAUGCUAAUGAUCCAAUACCUAUAAAAUAUCAAUGGCUGUGAAGAAAUUCUGUUGAAAUAUAGAACUUUGAAAACAUAGUCACCAUAUUGAUUGAUUUUUUGCAUUGCUAUAAAUGCAAAAGAGUUCUGUACAUAAACAAUUUUGCUGUUUAAUUUAAUGGAGUGAGCACUACAGCACAAUCUAUAAGGGAAUCUGUAGAUAAUACUACUCCUUCUAUUGAAAUGAAUGGUGCAGCACAAUGGGCAGCCAUUGCAUGUGAAAAAAUACUUGCACAUGGGUGUUUGAAUUGGGAAAAACUUUCUUGAAACAACUGUAUGUAUCAUUAUAUUAUUCCCACAGAUUGUAACAUACAGAGCUGACGAUGCAAAAAGUUGAAGGUAUUUUUGCCUUCAAGCCAGUAAUUCAGUGAUGUGCACGUAUAAAAUGCAUGGGCUCAACACUUAGGCCGCUGUUCAUCUUAAAAUGAAUGUUUGCCUUCUCCCCUUAUCAGACUACUUCUUAAAUAUUAAAGAAAAGUGAAACAAAAGAAGCAAGUUCUGUAUGUAUGCCCAGUAACUCAACUGAAGUUACUAAAGAGCUCAACAGCGCUUGAAACAUUAAAUGAUUCUGUGCAAGAGAUUUCAAAAGCUCAAAUGUUCUUCAUUAUGUUUCUCCGCUUCUCCCACUCCUGGGCAGAGUAAAUUUCUGGCAAGCUGAAAUUUCUCACAUCCUUAUUUCAAAGAAGGUACAAGGCACAGCUACCUUGGACUAUUGCACAUAAUAUUUCUUAGAUCAAAAAUAGAACAUAAUGCCAUGUAUUUUCCAAGCUAAACAUCAAAUCACUGCUGUACAUAUAAAUACUGUUACCUCCAGUAUGUAAUACCUGUAAAUUAAUACAGAAUAUCCCUCCUUUGCACUAUAUUCAUCCUUGCUUUAUUAUAAAUGUCACUAAACUGUGUGGCAAAGUUACUUACUCUUGGAAUCUAGACUUCAAGUACUUCUGAAUUUUCUUAUUUAGGAGAAUUCUGUCUCAUCUUCAGACAUCUGCCUGACAAUCAUAUAAAGGCAGAAAGAAAAAGAAAGGAAGGAAGGAAGGAAGGAAGGAAGGAAGGAAGGAAGGAAGGAAGGAAGGGUGUUAAUUUGCAUAUUUCCAGUGAUAAAACUAAUUAACUUAUUCACCAUUUUAGUUCCCUGCCUUUUUAGUUCCCAGCUUUGUAUCUUAAGUAAAAUAAACUCACCCUUUCCCCAAACAUAUAGAUUUGAGUUCAAAACAGCUGAAUAAUAUUAGAUGCCAUCAAAGAUUUACAUUUUUGGGUGUUUGUUUGUUACCAUGUUAAAGUUGCUUGAAGUUCUGUGGCUCAGAUUUGGCAGCCUUGCCCAUUUUACUGAGGAGAGAAUGAGGUCCAAUUACACAAAAACUGAAACUGGAUCUUGCUGUCUGUCCAAAAAGUCAAUUAAAUGUAAAAUACAAUGAGAGGAGGAAAAACCUCCAAACACUGCAAAUUGCAAUAUUUAUCAAAAAGGGCUGGAUUGCAAUACAAAAUAUCUAUGCUACAUAAGCUUUUCUGCAAGCCAUAUUUCUAUAUUGUAAUCUAAAUGACAUUUACUUUAGACUAUUUAUUAUGAUAAUGGUGAGCUUUUAUUGCAUGAUUCUGCAUUUUUUGUAAAAGUGUGCAAGCCAUUAAAAAAAAUAGGAAGUGAAUGGCAAAUAAUCAAAAGCAAACAUUUCAACAUAACCGCUUUUCUCUUUACUAACAAGCUAGCUAUAGCUGUAGGGUGAAAUCUAUAUUUCUAAAAUAACAAUAUUUACUAUAUGGUGAGUAUAUAUCUGUAUUUGUGUUUUUAUAAAAAGUCUUUUAAUUGUCUUCUGCAUUUUAGCCAACAUUUUUCCUAUAAAA